CAACCCCACCUCGACGAACCGUAUGCAGCCAUGCUCUCCGUCCGCGUCCCGCUCGCCACCAUCGCUGACCCGCAGCAGCAGCAUCCCCUCCAGCUCUUACCUAUGAAGGGGCUCAGCCUGGCGGACAAGGAGAACACUCCCCCGUCCCUCAGCGGGACCCGCGUGCUGGCCAGCAAGACCGCGAGGAGGAUCUUCCAGGAGCCCGCCGAGCCGAACCCUAAGUUAUCUGCCCCCAGUGUGGAGGAUGAACCACUUCUGAAAGAAAACCCCCGCCGCUUUGUCAUCUUUCCUAUCGAAUACCAUGAUAUUUGGCAGAUGUAUAAGAAAGCUGAGGCUUCCUUUUGGACAGCUGAGGAGGUGGACCUUUCCAAGGACUUUCAGCACUGGGAAGCCCUGAAGCCUGAGGAGAGAGAUUUCAUUUCGCAUGUUCUGGCUUUCUUUGCAGCAAGUGAUGGCAUAGUAAAUGAAAACUUGGUGGAGCGGUUUAGCCAAGAAGUUCAGAUUACGGAAGCCCGUCGUUUCUAUGGCUUCCAAAUUGCCAUGGAAAACAUCCAUUCUGAAAUGUAUAGUCUCCUCAUUGACACUUACAUUAAAGAUCCCAAAGAAAGGGAAUUUCUCUUCAACGCCAUUGAGACAAUGCCUUGUGUAAAGAAGAAGGCAGAUUGGGCCUUGUGCUGGAUCGGGGACAAAGAGGCUACGUAUGGAGAACGUGUCUUAGCCUUUGCCGCAGUGGAAGGAAUCUUCUUUUCUGGUUCUUUUGCAUCGAUAUUCUGGCUCAAAAAACGAGGACUGAUGCCCGGCCUCACAUUUUCCAAUGAACUUAUUAGCAGAGACGAGGGUUUACACUGUGACUUUGCCUGCCUGAUGUUCAAACACCUGCUACACAAACCUUCGGAGCAGAGAGUCAAAGAAAUAAUCGUUAAUGCAGUUAGGAUAGAACAGGAGUUCCUCACGGAGGCCCUGCCAGUGAAGCUCAUUGGGAUGAAUUGCGCUUUGAUGAAACAGUACAUCGAAUUCGUGGCAGACAGACUUAUGCUGGAGCUGGGUUUUAGCAAGGUUUUCAGAGUAGAAAAUCCAUUUGACUUUAUGGAGAAUAUUUCACUGGAAGGGAAGACUAACUUCUUUAAGAGAGUAGGCGAGUAUCAGAGGAUGGGAGUGAUGUCCAGUCUGACAGAGAAUUCCUUUACCUUGGAUGCUGACUUCUAAGUGAACUGAAGAUGUGCUCUUAUUUUGCUGAUUUUUCUUUUUUUCCUUCUCAUCAAAAG
Messenger RNA from Eubalaena glacialis (North Atlantic right whale), 1265 nucleotides. RefSeq names its product ribonucleoside-diphosphate reductase subunit M2-like. NCBI's taxonomy places the organism in Eukaryota, Metazoa, Chordata, Mammalia, Artiodactyla, Balaenidae. Gene Ontology annotation, biological process: deoxyribonucleotide biosynthetic process. Gene Ontology annotation, cellular component: cytosol. Bases 31 to 1206 code for a protein of 391 amino acids. The transcript has a single exon. Gene Ontology annotation, molecular function: ribonucleoside-diphosphate reductase activity, thioredoxin disulfide as acceptor. The record is from RefSeq and is a predicted model, not a curated record.